Lepus europaeus (European hare) is the source of this 714-nucleotide messenger RNA. RefSeq names its product shisa family member 3 (gene SHISA3). The coding region runs from base 1 to 714 and encodes 237 amino acids. NCBI's taxonomy places the organism in Eukaryota, Metazoa, Chordata, Mammalia, Lagomorpha, Leporidae. The record is from RefSeq and is a predicted model, not a curated record. The transcript is spliced from 2 exons.
AUGGGGGCGCUGCUGGCGCUCUGCCUCCUGGGCUGGCUGCGCUGGGGCCCGGCGGGUGCCCAGCAGUCCGGCGAGUACUGCCACGGCUGGGUGGACGUGCAGGGCAACUACCACGAGGGCUUCCAAUGCCCGGAGGACUUCGACACGUUGGACGCCACCAUCUGCUGCGGCUCCUGCGCGCUCCGCUACUGCUGCGCCGCGGCCGACGCCAGGCUGGAGCAGGGCGGCUGCACGAACGACCGCGGCGAGCUGGAGCACCCGGGCAUCACCGCGCAGCCUGUCUACGUCCCCUUCCUCAUCGUCGGCUCCAUCUUCAUUGCGUUCAUCAUCCUGGGCUCUUUAGUGGCUAUCUACUGUUGCACCUGUUUGAGACCCAAGGAGCCCUCGCAGCAGCCAAUCCGCUUCUCACUCCGCAGCUAUCAGACAGAGACCCUGCCCAUGAUCUUGACCUCCACGAGCCUCAGGACACCUUCCAGACAGUCCAGCACAGCCACCAGCUCCAGCUCCACAGGUGGCUCCAUCCGACGAUUCUCCUUCGCCAGGGCAGAGCCCAGCUGCCUGGUGCCCUCACCUCCCCCGCCUUAUACCACAGGCCAUCCAAUCCACCUGACGCAGCCAUCCGGUUUCCUGGUGUCACCUCAGUAUUUCGCUUACCCCCUUCAGCAGGAGCCCCCGCUGCCUGGGAAGAGCUGUCCAGACUUCAGCUCCAGUUGA